This is a messenger RNA of Babesia microti strain RI, 1620 nucleotides long. RefSeq names its product Papain family cysteine protease. Gene Ontology annotation, cellular component: lysosome. The record is from RefSeq and is a predicted model, not a curated record. Bases 1 to 1620 code for a protein of 539 amino acids. Lineage: Eukaryota; Apicomplexa; Aconoidasida; Piroplasmida; Babesiidae. Gene Ontology annotation, molecular function: cysteine-type endopeptidase activity. The transcript is spliced from 2 exons.
AUGGCAAGAGGUUUAUCCAGCAAUGCUAGUGUCAAUCUAGAAAAUGGUACUUCAAAUAACAGGGGCGAUAUCUAUACUUCUAAUUCUACCCAAACCCUAGCUCCAGACGCUUUAACAAAUCAACAAAAUCAACGUUAUAGUGUUGUUGGCCAAAUUUUGCAAUUUCUCUCUCCCGUAAGAAACUUCAUAUUCGCAUUUUAUGGAAUAGCAUUAUUUGCCUUUCUAAUAAUUGUCAUUACUGUAAUUGUGAUUAUUGUUAAGACGACAAAAAAAAUGGAUGCGGAAUUUGAUAGUUUGAAUAAUAUUGCGAUACAACGAAUGGCUAAAAUUGAAAAUGAUAUGCAUGAGAUUAUAGUGUCUGAUUUUCCAAAUGGUGGAUUACACAAUACAAAAUACAUUAGUGAAGAUACGAUUUCAUACAAUUUAGAAACAAGAGGCACAAUAAAUGCUGAUAAUACAUUAGGUAGCAAAGAUAUAUCCAUUCAAUCUAACGAAAUAAAUAAUAAAAUAUUAAACCAGCUGGAGGAAAAAAUUAGCAAGUUUUCGAAAGAUUAUUCAUUAAAAUCUAGGGUUUCAACCUCUAAAAUCAUUAUGCUUAGUGAAAUAGGUGGUAUUUUGAAUGAAGUCGUCAAGAUUGACAAAGAUUUCGACCCUAUAGACGAAGCCAAUAUUAUUGUUAAUUUUAAAUUAUAUGCGAGUGAAUAUAACAGAGUGUUUGACUCGAAUAGUGAUUUUGUAAAUAGGUACAUGAUAUUCAGGAAUAAUUUCAUCGAAAUAAAAACUCAUAACGCAAACCCAAAAAAAACGUACACUAAGGGAAUCAAUGUAUUUUCUGAUCGAAGUGAUUCGGAAAUUAAUAAUAUCCUGAGUAUCAACUUCGCAGACGUUGCUCCUAAUCUUCGCUCACUUGAGGAAAUAAGUACACCGAGAGAAUUUUUGAAGGAAAAAGUAGGUGUAACGGUUGUCGAUGUUAAGGAACGAUUUGAUUGGAGAGACCAAGACGUUAUCUCACCUGUUAGGGCCCAACAAGGUUGCGGUUCUUGCUGGGCCAUAGCAGCAGCUGGUGCCAUUGAUGCAGUUUAUAACAUAAAAAAUAAAGGUUCAAAAAUGAUAACUUCACCACAACAUCUUAUGAACUGCGUAAGUGAUGAAUUUACUUGCCAAACUGGCGGUGUAGUUAGGAUGGCAAUUGAAUACGCCCAAGUUAAGGGUGGCGUUUGUGUCGAGUCCGAUGUACCAUAUGUUGCUGAAAAACAAAAGUGUGAAACUAAGGCAUGUAAACAAUUAGUCACCAUCAGUAAAUACUUCAAAGUGCCAGCCAAUAAAAUGCAGAGUGUGCUUAAGGAUAAAGGGCCCAUAGCAGCUGCCAUGGCAAUAACUAAGGAUUUUUUGCAAUAUGAAAGUGGAGUGUACAAUGGUAGUUGUAAUAAAGUUUUGAAUCAUGCAAUGUUAAUUACUGGAUAUGGUUAUGAUGACAGUGUGAAUAGUAGGUAUUGGAUUUUUAAAAAUUCUUGGGGAUCGAAUUGGGGCAAAGAUGGUUAUGUAUACGUUUCCAGGGAUACCGAACAUAAAGAUAGUUUCUGCCAAAUUAACUUGGCACCUUAUGUCGCUGUAAUGUAG